Molecule: messenger RNA, 1166 nt
Organism: Theobroma umbraticum
Lineage: Eukaryota; Viridiplantae; Streptophyta; Magnoliopsida; Malvales; Malvaceae
Gene: VPS28-1
Product: vacuolar protein sorting-associated protein-like protein
Biological process (GO): protein transport to vacuole involved in ubiquitin-dependent protein catabolic process via the multivesicular body sorting pathway
Cellular component (GO): ESCRT I complex
Molecular function (GO): protein-containing complex binding
Source: RefSeq, a predicted model, not a curated record
GGAGGGGAAGCUUUUUACUUUUUCAGGGUCAUUCCCAACUGCUACACGUAGAUGCCGUAAGCACCCAAUAAUAUAUUCCACACCACACGCAAUCCCUCCGUUUCUCUGUCUCUCUGCUGCAAGCAACGCCAUACCUCUGCACGACAUUCGAAGCCGCGUUUCACUUCUUUUGAAUAAAGUUUAGGUCUCUUUGCGCGUGUCCCGUUCUCUUCUCCAAUCCUCCAAUUCAACAACUCAAAACACCAUCCUAUUUUAUCCCAAGUUGCCCCUUUUAUUCAGUAUAAUAUAUCAAGUCUUGCCUGAAUGGAGGUUAAGCUAUGGAACGACAAGCGCGAGAGAGAAAUGUACGAGAAUUUUGCUGAGCUUUAUGCCAUUAUCAAAGCAACAGAGAAGCUUGAGAAGGCUUAUGUGAGGGAUAUCAUUACAUCAUCUGAAUAUGAAACUGAGUGCCAAAAGCUUAUUGCCCAUUUCAAAACCUUAGCUUCCACACUGAAAGACACGGUCCCUAGCAUUGAACGCUUUGCUGAUACGUAUAAAAUGGACUGCCCGGCUGCUAUAAAUCGGCUGGUUACCUCUGGGGUGCCUGCCACUGUGGAGCACCGGGCUGCUGCAGCUGCUUCUGCUACUACCUCAGCUGCCAUUGUGGCUGAAUGUGUGCAGAAUUUUAUUACUGCCAUGGAUUCAUUGAAACUCAAUAUGGUGGCGGUUGAUCAAGUGCAUCCUCUCUUAUCCGACCUCUCAGCGUCACUUAAUAAGCUGAGUAUUUUGCCACCUGAUUUCGAGGGGAAGACAAAGAUGAAGGAAUGGAUUUCAAGGUUGUCAAAGAUGGGGGCAGCAGAUGAGCUAACAGAGCAGCAAGCUAGGCAGCUCCACUUUGACUUGGAAUCUUCAUAUAAUUCAUUUAUGGCAGCUUUGCCUAAUGCUGGUCCUUGAAGUAAUCCAAUAUACAGUGUUUUUUUUUUGUUUAGUGCUGCAAACUUCUGGAUUCCCAGUGAUAUCUGGAAAGGAUUAUUAAUUUGGUAACAGUGUAUACAUUCUGGGAAUGAUUGGAUUUCUAUCAUGUGCUGAUUGUGGAGAAAUUGUUUAUUGUGUCAUCCUAUGAGAAUGAAUUUGUGCUUUGAUUUGGUUUUGUAAUAUUAAUAUAUUCAUUCGCCAAUUGUUUUUCA